Patiria miniata (bat star) is the source of this 1913-nucleotide messenger RNA. RefSeq names its product ADAMTS-like protein 1. Gene Ontology annotation, molecular function: metalloendopeptidase activity. Gene Ontology annotation, biological process: extracellular matrix organization. The transcript has 5 exons. Gene Ontology annotation, cellular component: extracellular matrix. Lineage: Eukaryota; Metazoa; Echinodermata; Asteroidea; Valvatida; Asterinidae. The coding region runs from base 1144 to 1782 and encodes 212 amino acids. The record is from RefSeq and is a predicted model, not a curated record.
AGGGGCUCGCAUGACUAAUAUAUGACACUAAUCUGCAAACUAACAAGCCAAAGGCUGUAUUAAUUUUAACAGCCCUGCCCUGGGGAGACGCACAUGUUACAUAUGCCCAGAAAUCAGGCUAGGGGAGGGAGGGAUAAGUUCAAGUUGCUGACCUCGUACACUGGGUGGGUCUACUUGCGAAAACCUCGACCCACGUGCGAACCCAACCUGAGAUUCUAUUAUAAAGCUGUCAGAUGACAAUCACAUGCAGGUUUGAUUAAGGUUGGUUAUGGAUACCAAGGUGACCAGGGGUGUGUGGGAGUAGUGGUAGAUACAGGUGUACACUGUGGUCCCGACUGGUCCGAGGCUAGGCAGCUGUAUGCAGGCACGUCAGUGGUGGUUGCAGUGCACCGAGUUGACAUUUGGGCUCUGUGUUCUGAGUGGCUGGCAGAGGGUUUGCUGCUUGGCCAACCAGCUCUUGACUUCCCCAUCAUUAGUAUGAGAAGUGGCAUUCUGUUGUCAGCACGUGCGUAGGGAGUGUAUGCUGUGAUGUGUGUAACUCUCUCCACGCUUGGUUGAAUGGGUGUCACACUGCCGACCAGCAGACAGUGGCCUGAGCAAAGACAGAUAUUUCUCCAUGGGACAACGCUCUCUAUGCAACUUGCAAUACUUUGUAUAGGCCUGCUGCUGCCAAAAUCGGAGGAAUUUACCUGUGCGUGUUGAAAUCUGUACUGGAUAUUGAAUGCUGAGCAUCGGAUCAUGCAUGACUGAAUGUGGAAUGGUACUCAAUUAAAUGAUACCGUCAUAAUUGGAAACAUACCUCCAGUGGUUAUCAGUCCUGGGAAGCAGCCCAAAGGAUUUCCCUUGUCAGCCCAGGAUUUUUUUUUCUGCCAAUGUGAACCUGCCGUAAAUAUUGGAAUUUGGAAAGCUCUCACGCAAUACACUUGUUUCGGUUCCUAGCAAUUUAUUAUUGUUUUCUGAAACAAGACAAACCUGUCCCUGAAGCCUCUGAUUAAUCCUACAAACAUCUGUGUUUCAUUGGGAAAAAGAUCAAACCCAUGUGUUCCAGCCGUACUUUCUGUUGCUGAAUGAGGAUCGAGCGGCUAGACGAUUUCGUUUGGAAUUUGAACUUUUUUACUGACUAAAGAAGACUAGGUCAUCAUUAUGGGUCUGCAGAUGUUUGUUCAAGUCAGACUGGUCGUCUGGUUCGGAGGUUUGCUAUUGGUUGCCAGUGCAGUAUCACCGCUGUGGUCAGGUUGGGAAGAAUGGACAAACUGCUCCAGACAGUGCGACUGGGGAGUGUCACUACAGAAAAGAAGAUGCUUACGAGGAGCUUGCCAGGGACCAGAGAAAAGAUACAGGACCUGCAAAAUCACGGACUGCCCUCCUGGUACCCCAGAUUUCCGUGUGCUGCAGUGUGCUCUCUCUAACAAUGAGAGCCACACAGACGGCAAGAUGUACGAUUGGAUUCCCGUGGAGGACUUGCCCCUUGACCAGCGGUGUACGCUGACCUGCCGAGCCAGGGGGACGGAUAUGACCAAAGUCCUGUCUCCUAAGGUGUUGGAUGGCACCACAUGCGCAGCAGACUCCAUUGAUAUGUGCAUCCUAGGACGCUGUGAGCCUGUUGGAUGCGACCACCAGCUCAAUUCCACAGCGAUGCUGGACAGGUGUGGUGUUUGUAAUGGGGACAACAGCACCUGUAGACUGAUGAAAGGAAACAGGCAUACCUUGCCCUCACCAACAGUUUGCUCCAGAUGUGCUUAUCCCAGAAAUCGUUCAUGUGGUGAUACUUGCAUCAGUUAGCAUAGCUGCUUUAGCAGUGACUGCUACUUUGUACAUCUGCAUCUUGCUGAAACUACGACACAAAUCCCUCGCAACACAGAACCGCCCACAGCGACUUGGUAAGGUGGCCUGUAUGCUCAUCAUCAAUAGUG